Messenger RNA from Cavenderia fasciculata, 2796 nucleotides. RefSeq lists its product as uncharacterized. NCBI's taxonomy places the organism in Eukaryota, Evosea, Eumycetozoa, Acytosteliales, Cavenderiaceae. Bases 1 to 2796 code for a protein of 931 amino acids. The transcript is spliced from 7 exons. The record is from RefSeq and is a predicted model, not a curated record.
AUGAAGAUCACCACAACAACAAGACUAUUACUAUUAUUUUUAUGGUCUGUGUUGUUAUUGUCAACGUUAUUGUUAACGGUGAAUGCAACAGAUAUAGUAUGGUCAGCAGGUCAAUCAUCAGAUAAUUGGCAUUUAGCCUCAAAUUGGAAUCCUGCAUCUGUACCUGGCCAACAAGACAAUGCACUUAUUCAAGGCCUUGUUACCGUCAAAACAACGUAUCAACCCGAACCUUCAAUCAGUAAAAUCGCAUUGCAAACAUUAACUAUUGGUGGUGGUCCACAAGACAUUGCAAAUCAACAAACUACAAUGUUCCUCUUUCAAACAGGAAAUAUAACUCAAGUUACUGUUGGACCUAACUCAUCAUUAUACCAUAAUUCUGGUAUGUUGUAUUGGUCAUUUGCAAAUAGAACCAAUGUAAUGGGACAUUUAUAUAUUUAUGAAGCUGCCUAUGAUUCUCUUGUCACUCAAAACACUACUGGUAUUAUUUAUCUUGGUAUGGGAAAUAGAGCCUAUAUCAAUAGAAUCGUAUCGGUACCCGAUGCUGUAGGUGGCGUUUAUGUUUUUAAUUCAUCGGUUUGUCAAAUAUGGAGUUUUGAUACAAAUUACCUAAGUAUCAAUAUCUCACAAGUUACUCUUAAAAAUGAUCAAGUUUUUACUGUAUCAAGAAUAUCAAAUUAUUUAAGAAUAUUGGAAUCAUCAUUUUUAAUGACAAGUCAUGUUGUAUUAAAUAAUUCAUUUUCAAAUAUGAUUGAUUCUAAUCUUACAGGAGUUGGAAUUAAUUUCUAUUUAUUAAAUUCUACUAUGAAUAUGACACUUUCUGAUCCUGCACCAGCAGGUAAAUCAGUGUUUAAUAUGAACUCUGGUAUUAUUAAACUUGCCGAUAAAUCUAGUCUAUACCUAUAUGAUACUGCUAUCAACUCUAUUGGUACAUCGAUCAAUGUAACCGAUGGAUCAGUCUUGUCUGCAAGAGAUGUCUUUUCAGAUAUUAAUUUAAAAAAUGGUCAUAUCUUUUUAUCUGAUUCAAGGUUUACAUUUGUUGAUCAUGUUUGGGUAACGAUAAGUGGAGGUAUUUUAUUUACUAUGGGUAAUUCAUCGAUUAGAGCAGCUACCAAUUCAGUUUUGGAUAUUCAAGGUACGAUUGGUAGUUGUUUGGCUACCGGUAACACAGAUAUUAGUAUAGAGGAUGACUCUUCGGUAUUUUUAAAGGGACAUAUGCUCAUGACCAAUAACUCUGCCAUUACCAUCCAACAACAAUCCUUUAUCUAUGUUGAAGGUCUUUUGAUCAUGUACAACAAGACAAAGGUACUAUCGAUUCAAAGUGAAUUCUAUGUGGAGGAAGGUUUGUCAUUGUACGAUGAAUCUACCGUCACUGUUAUCGGUUCCUAUUUAUCAGUGACUGGAGACAUUUAUUUGUUUGACAAUACUGCCAUCAACCUACUCACCACCAUCGUCGAAGUACCAGGUACCAUUGCAGUAUCAUCUCUCCUUACAGCCACUGCCUCCAACAUCACUGUCAUGGGUGAUAUAUUUAGUGACGGUGUAGUAGAUUUACAAGCUAAUUCAUGGCUCAUCGUAACAGGUGUAUUCAUAUCAAUCAAUUAUACAAAAUUAAAUCUUUCAGUUAUUGGUACUCAUGAAUCUAUGAAGUAUGGAGGACAAUUUAUUGGAAUUGAUUCAGCUAUUGCAGUAGUUGCAGGGGAUUUAAUUAUCCUUCCUGGAACUAAUUUCUCGUGUAGUGGAUGUGGUAUUCUGGUUCAAGGUGGUAGUUUUACCUACUCUGCAGAUUCAAGUGUCGUUUUAAUUGACACCUAUUUAGAGACUGAAAGUGGAGCUAAUCUCAUUUCAGACUCGGAUAUUUAUACAUUCCCUGGUAGUUCGAUUACCAAUGCAGGUACUUUUACACUCUCGAGAAAUAUUGAAAUUCCAACUGUACAACAUCCACUCUUUGAACAAUAUCGUCAGGUUCAAUUACAAAAGACGGCUAUGGGAAUCCAAGAUACACCACUCGAAUUAACAAACAGUGGUACUCUUGAUUCUACAGCCGAUAUUUCAAUUGGUAUUCAAUUAAAUAAUCAAGGUAAACUCCAAGUCAAAGGAAAUAAUAUUAAAGUUGCAAAGGUGGUCCAAAAGAAGGGUUCUAUCAUUGUUGGUGGUGGAUCCAUGUCAUCCAACAACACUAUCGAUAUUCAAGGUGGAGCCAUUCAAGGUCAAGGUCAAAUCAAUGGUGAUAUUCAACAAAGUGGUGGUUCUAUUGGUACAGUUUCUCAAACUUCCGACAAAUUAAAUAUUAAUGGUAGUCUUGAACAAAAUAAUAGUUCAACUAUUAUCGUUACAAUUAAUACUAUUGAUGAUUUCUCUCAAUUGAAUAUAAGUAAUAAUGCAAACUUUAGUGGAACUAUUGAAAUUAGAGUUGCAAAGAAUUUAACAGAAUCGAAUGAACCAAUUAAUAUUCCAGUUAUGAAUUAUGGUCAAUCAAAUGGUGAUUUUUCAAAGAUCAAUAUUAUUACUUAUGAUCCAGAUACUGGUAAAGAAGAUGAUGAACCAAAUUGCAAGGUAUCAAGUCAAAAGGGUGGAUCAAAGUACUCUGUUUUGGUGUCAGAGUGUCAAUCAUCUUCAUCAAUGUCAAAGACAAUGACUGGUGUCAUUGUAGGUGUCGUUGUAGGGAUCGUGUCACUUGCAGCAAUAGCAGGGGGAGUUUAUCAUUAUAGAAAGAGGCUAGCCAUGCAUAUGAGGUAUCGUAAAGAGAGAGCAUCAGUUUCAUUGGGUAAAAUUAGAAAAUCAUUCCGUGAUAACUAA